AUGCUUCUAAUAACAAUUCAUUAGAAACAAAUAGAAUAUUUAGAGGAUAAGGUUGGAAUAAAUUCUAAUGAUUUAGAUUCACCUUAUUAAAUUCUUUUAGGAAUUGAUUUUGUUGCAAGCCUAUAAAAAUGUAUUUUAUUAAUUUAAAUAUUAGUUAUUGAAUCAUUAGAUACAAAUAUUUUAAGAAUUAUGGAAUAUUUGAUUUAAAGUAAUUGCUUUAUGAAGAGGCAAUAAUUUCUAUAUGAAAUGGUUGUUGAUCGUUAAGAACUAUGA
Messenger RNA from Paramecium pentaurelia, 273 nucleotides. The record is from the annotation of a GenBank genome assembly. NCBI's taxonomy places the organism in Eukaryota, Ciliophora, Oligohymenophorea, Peniculida, Parameciidae.